Physella acuta is the source of this 912-nucleotide messenger RNA. RefSeq lists its product as uncharacterized. NCBI's taxonomy places the organism in Eukaryota, Metazoa, Mollusca, Gastropoda, Physidae. The record is from RefSeq and is a predicted model, not a curated record.
UUCAACAGACUACACCAAUGGCUAUCACUGCCAGUAUAACCAUCGUGGCCAUCUCAUCUCUCCUGAUGUCUUGUGUCUCAGUGAAUGGAAUGGCUCUUCCAUCAGACGACGGAUACAUUAAUCUUGCCAACCCUCCUGUCGACGAGCCUUGUGUGGAUUGUGAUUAUUACGGUGUCCCCUUUAAAUGCGAGUACGUCGAAUGCGCACAAAUCGAAGGCUGUGUCAUACCUAAAGGGGAGUGCUGCCCUCGCUGUGAGAGAGUUGGCAAAUACUGUGAGGUAGAUGGCAUCGUUAUUCCGAUGUACGAAUAUGCGGCGUUCCCGAACUACACGGUCUGUCUGUGUGAAAAUGCAGGAGAUACUGAAGACAAUGCGAUACUGUCGGCUUAUUGUUUCCUAAAUGAACCCCUGAAUAGAGUUACAUAUGAAGAGUACAAUUGGUUUGAACAUGUUCCCGACUCAGAUACAUGUGGAACAGUGGACGGCUACAGCGUGAAGAUUAUGGGGGAAACUUUGUCCUUCCCGGAUGGCCGCCAGUGUUGGUGUGAGUUUGCAUUUGACGGAUACGUACUUGAGUGUUCGCCACCGACAAAGUCGUUGAUUAAGUCUAACUUAGAAACACUGUUAACAACACCAGCAGGUAAACCAGCUGAAAUAGUAUUAGACACACCAUCUGAAACACUGUCUAAAACACCAACUGAAACUGAAACACCAUUAAAAACAACAUCAGCAACCCCACAAGAUUCAACAAAGAUGGUUCUGGAAUCUACCUAAGGCUCAGCGUACCCUGAGUGUGGUCAACUAGAAAAUCAAGCUCUGAUUUAAUUGUCGAGUUGACAAAUCAUUAUUAACACAAGCUGGAGCUUUGAAUUAUUCUUGUAUUUUAACUGCAAUAAACAUUAAACAUAAAUUA